AUGGAAGAUCAAGUGCACAAACCGCAUCGCAAGUCCAAGGACAAGAAGGACAAGAAGCAGCAUACAGGCGAGCGCAACCCAAAGGCGUUUUCCUUCGCCAACCCCGGUAAGCUCCAGAGACAAGCAGCGAGAUCGCAAGAUAUCAAGGAAAAGCGUCUCCAUGUCCCGCUCGUGGAUCGACUGCCCGAUGAGGCCCCGCCUCGACUCGUCACAAUCGUUGGCCCUCCCGGUGUAGGAAAGACGACGUUAAUGAAAUCGCUCAUUCGACGAUAUGCCAAAGAAACGAUAUCGGACCCUCAGGGCCCUGUGACGGUCGUCACAUCGAAGAAGCAGCGCCUGACCUUUGUCGAGUGCCCAAACGAACUGGAGGCCAUGGUCGACAUCGCAAAGGUUGCCGACAUUGUCCUCUUGAUGAUUGAUGGAAAUUACGGCUUUGAGAUGGAAACUAUGGAGUUUCUCAACAUUCUCGCCGCUACAGGUAUGCCUGGAAACGUCUUUGGUAUCUUGACACAUCUGGAUCUUUUCCGGAAGCCACAGGCGCUCAAGGAUGCCAAGAAGCGUCUCAAGAGGAGACUUUGGACAGAGCUGUACCAGGGCGCCCACCUCUUUUACCUUUCCGGUGUUAUGAACGGCCGAUAUCCCGACCGCGAAAUCCACAACUUGUCACGCUUCCUCUCUGUCAUGAAAAACCCACGUCCUCUAGUCUGGCGCAAUUCUCACCCUUACUCUAUCAUCGACAGCUUCCGAGACAUCACGCACCCUACCAAGAUCGAGGAAGACCCCAAUUGCGACCGGUCGAUUGUACUUUCAGGUUACCUGCGAGGUACAAAUUUUGCUUCGCACAACCAACGAGUCCACGUCCCCGGUUUGGGAGAUUUUACAGUGUCUAACAUGGAGGUUAUGCCAGAUCCUUGUCCCACGCCAUCGAUGGAACUGGCAAUGGCGAAGAUCACAGGAAAGACUGGACGAAGGCGACUUGAUGAAAAGGAAAAGAAGCUUCAUGCUCCCAUGUCGGAUCGUAGUGGCUUAAAGAUUGAUGGUGAUGCCAUCUGGAUCACCAGCGACAAGGGCUUCAGCUUCGACCGAGAGGAGGAUGAUGAUGCCGAGCGAGGAGAAGGAGAGGAGAUGAUUGUUGGUCUUCAAGCUGAACGAAAGCUUCUUGGCCAAAUGGAGGGCGGCGUCCAGCUUUUCAAGGGCGGCAACAAGGUCGAGGCAGUGCCAGAGGAGGAAGACACUGGCAGAAAAACACAUCGCAAACCUAGAUUUGCCCAAAGAGAAGAUGGCGAUGAUGACCAAAACGAAGACGACGAGAACUCUGUCAGCGGUGACGAAGACUUGGCCUCGGAUGCUGAGGUUGAGUUCAGUGAAGGUAGAUUAGGCAAGAUGUUCCGCAAGGAUGCCGAUAAGGAACUCGGUGAAGAUGAUCUUGCAUUCGCCGACAGUGACUCAGACCUCGGAGCAUUGUCUGAUGAGGAAGAGGUGGAAGACGACGAAGAAUACGAUUCGGAUGAGGAAGCAGCAGCAUUAAGAUGGAAGGACAACUUAAAUGGCACUGCGAUGAGGCUUCAUGGCAAGAGACGCUCAUAUCACACAAGUGAUUUGGCUAGGUAUAUGUACGACGACUCACUAAGCCCUGAAGAUGCUCUCAAGCGAUGGCGAGGCGAGGAUGAUGAAUCGGAAGAGGAGAAUAUUGAGGACGACGACGAUGAUGAAGAUGACUUCUUCAAGAAGUCGAAACAAGAGCAAGAAGACGCUAUAGAGGAUAGAUCAAUACCCGCGUAUGACUACGAGGAUCUAGCGGCCAAAUGGGCAUCAGAGAAGAACGUCGAAGCUUUACGGAGGAAGUUCACUUCGACAGCCCUCGCUGCUGGCGAUGAUGAUGACGAUGAUGGGGAUUUGAAUGGCAGCGACUUCGAGGGCCUGGGCGACUCAAAUGAUGAGGGCGAUGGUGUCUUCGAGGAUCUCGAAGCUGAAGGCCAACAAGAGCCAGCACAGCCCACUGUCGACGACAUUGAGGCCGAGCGAGAGAAGAACGCAAAGCGAAAGGAGGAACUCAAGAUGCGAUUCGAAGAGGAAGAUCGUGAGGGCUUCCUCAAUGAUAAAGCAAACGCACGACGAGAAGGUGGAGAUGUGCAAGAGUUUGGUGAGGAUCAAUGGUAUGAGGCGCAAAAGGCUAUGAUCCAGAAGCAGCUCGAUAUCAACAAGGAGGAAUUUGAGAACCUCGAUGAGCGCCAACGCUCUGCUGUGGAAGGCUACCGGGCCGGCAAAUAUGCCAAGGUUAUCCUCGAAGGUGUUCCGGCCGAAUUUGUCAAGCUCUUUGAUGCUCGUCGACCUAUCGUCGUCGGUGGUCUCUCCGCUACGGAAGACCGAUUCGGCUAUCUUCAAGUCCGCAUCAAGCGUCACCGCUGGCACAAACGCAUUCUCAAGACAAAUGAUCCCCUUAUCUUCUCUUUGGGAUGGCGUCGCUUCCAGACCAUGCCCAUCUACAGCACCACCGACUCGCGCACGCGUAACCGUAUGCUCAAGUAUACACCUGAGCAUAUGCAUUGCUUCGGUACCAUAUAUGGUCCCUUAAUUGCACCCAACACAGGCUUUGUUUGCUUCAACUCAAUGUCAGCGUCGACACCCGGUUUCCGCAUCGCUGCUACCGGCACAAUCCUCAGCGUCGACGAGUCCACAGAAAUCGUCAAGAAGCUCAAGCUUACUGGUACACCUGCAAAGAUCUACAAGAACACAGCUUUCAUCAAGGACAUGUUCAACACGUCUCUUGAAAUAGCCAAGUUUGAGGGAGCUUCUAUCAAGACCGUCUCUGGCAUUCGUGGUCAGAUCAAGCGUGCUUUGUCCAAGCCUGAGGGACAAUUCCGCGCUACUUUCGAGGACAAGAUUCUUCUUAGUGACAUUGUCUUCUUGCGUGCUUGGUACCCAAUCAAGCCUCAUCGGUUCUACAACCCAGUCACCAACCUCAUCGGCUGGCAGCCCAUGCGACUCACAGGCGAGGUCCGCCGUGAUCAGAACGUGCCCACUCCCCAGCCCAAGAACAGCCAGUACCGCACUAUUGAAAGAGAGACCCGCCACUUUAACCCUCUCCGUGUGCCCCGCGCUCUUGCUGCCGACCUUCCCUUCAAGUCGCAGAUUGUCGAAACCAAGAAGCAAAAGAAAGAGACAUACAUGCAGAAGCGUGCUGUCAUCAUGGCUCCUGGUUCCGAGGAGAAGAAAGCCCGGGCUCUCAUGCAGCAGUUACUCACAAUCCGUAACGACGCUGCUGCCAAGCGUCGUGCCGCAAAGGAGAAAAACCGCGCUGCGUUCCAGAAGAAGUUGGCAGACAGCGAGGAGAAAAAGGAAGCCCGUGAGAAACGGGAAUCCAAGGACUUCUGGAGGAAGAAUGGUCGCAAGCGUGCAGCCGCCGAAGAUGGAGGUGGUGGCAAGCGCAGGAAGUAG
Molecule: messenger RNA, 3438 nt
Organism: Fusarium musae
Lineage: Eukaryota; Fungi; Ascomycota; Sordariomycetes; Hypocreales; Nectriaceae
Exons: 3
Coding region: 1-3438 (1145 amino acids)
Biological process (GO): ribosome biogenesis; endonucleolytic cleavage of tricistronic rRNA transcript (SSU-rRNA, 5.8S rRNA, LSU-rRNA); maturation of SSU-rRNA from tricistronic rRNA transcript (SSU-rRNA, 5.8S rRNA, LSU-rRNA)
Cellular component (GO): nucleus; 90S preribosome
Molecular function (GO): U3 snoRNA binding; GTPase activity; GTP binding
Source: RefSeq, a predicted model, not a curated record